CAAACGACAAGAGACAAAAGUCAGAAAAACAAACGACAAGAGAGAAAAGUCAGAAAAACAAACGACAAGAGACAAAAGUCAGAAAAACAAACGACAAGAGAAAAAGAAAAGUCAGAAAAACAAACGACAAGAGAGAAAAGUCAGAAAAACAAACGACAAGAGACAGAAAAACAAACGAGAGACAAACGGAAAAACAAACGACAAGAGAGAAAAGUCAGAAAAACAAACGACGAGAGACAAAAAAAAACAAACGACGAGAGACAAAAGUCAGAAAAACAAACGACAAGAGAGAAAAGUCAGAAAAACAAACGACAAGAGACAAAAGUCAGAAAAACAAACGACAAGAGACAAAAGUCAGAAAAACAAACGACAAGAGACAAAAGUCCAGAUCUUGAUGAGAUAAAAGUUAAACACAGUUGA
Molecule: messenger RNA, 420 nt
Organism: Boleophthalmus pectinirostris (great blue-spotted mudskipper)
Lineage: Eukaryota; Metazoa; Chordata; Actinopteri; Gobiiformes; Gobiidae
Product: nucleolar protein 58-like
Exons: 3
Source: RefSeq, a predicted model, not a curated record